This is a messenger RNA of Triticum urartu, 4009 nucleotides long. Lineage: Eukaryota; Viridiplantae; Streptophyta; Magnoliopsida; Poales; Poaceae. The record is from RefSeq and is a predicted model, not a curated record.
CAGAAGAUCCAUCCCCUUCUCUUCUCACUCCCUCUGCUCUGUCGCCACUCCUCCGUCGCCCUCGUCUCUCGUCGUGUACGCGUCGCCGGCGUCCGAGCCUCACCUCUCCGGCCAGCCGCCAGGGUCACCUCAAUCCGCCACUGCAGCGCGGCAGCUCCAUCCUGUGCGAGCUAGGUACGUAUCCAGAUCGACGACGACGAGGAACGAAAUAAUCCACUGUUCGCCGACCGUCGCGUCUCGCGGUCGCGGCCCACGCGUCGCACUCCCCUUCGCAUCACCUGGUGAGGCACCGGGGUUACCUCGCGACCGCCACAGCGCAGUUCACCCCGCGGCCGGAUCCACAUCCCGCGAGGGUUCAGAUCCACGACGCGGUGAAGAGGAAAUAAUUCACUGUUGACCGUCAGUGCGCUUGGCCAACACUGCGAACAGAGCGAGCUGCCUCUGAGUUGCACGAUAAUCAGGUUGUGCAUUCAAGAACCUAUCCUCCACACACAAUGGAGGCCGCUCUCGUCAGCGUGGCGACAGGGGUCCUCAAACCUGUCAUAGGGAAGCUGACCGUUCUGCUGGGCAACGAGUACAAGCGUUUCAAAACAGUUCGAAAGGAGAUCAAGUCUCUCACUAAUGAGCUUGCCGCAAUGGAGGCUUUUCUCCUCAAGAUGUCGGAGGAGGAGGAUCCCGAUGUGCAGGAUAAAGUUUGGAUGAAUGAGGUGCGGGAACUGUCCUAUGACAUGGAGGACGCCAUCGACGACUUCAUGCAAAGCAUCGGUGACAAGGACGAAAAGCCAGAUGGCUUCAUUGAGAAGAUCAAAAACUCGCUAGGGAAGUUGGGGAAGAUGAAGGCUCACCGCCGGAUCGGCAAGGAGAUCCAAGAUCUGAAGAAACAAAUCAAAGAGGUGGGUGAGAGGAAUGCAAGGUACAAGGGUCGUCAGACCUUCACUAGCACAAAAAAUGAAACCGUUGACCCUAGAGCUCUUGCUAUCUUUGAGCAUGCCUCAAAUCUCGUUGGGAUUGAUGAACCCAAGGCUGAGAUAAUCAAGCUAUUGGCACAAGAGGAUGUUCGUGCGUCAACGCAACAACAACUAAAGAUAAUCUCCAUCGUUGGAUCUGGAGGUAUAGGCAAGACAACUCUUGCAAACCAAGUGUAUCAAGAACUCAAAGGACAAUUCAAGAGACAUGCUUUCAUAUCCGUGUCGCGAAAUCCAGACAUUAUGAAUAUCCUAAGGGCUAUUCUUAGCAAAGUUAGCGGUCAAAGUAAUGCUAACACAGAAGCAUGGAGUAUAGAACAAUUGAUCAGCAAGAUCACCAAUUUCCUAGGAGACACAAGGUACUUUGUUUUCGCUGAUGAUAUAUGGGAUGUGAAAACAUGGAAUGUUAUUAAGUGUGCAUUCCCCACGACUAGUUCUGGCAGUAUAAUAAUCAUCACUACUCGUAUUAAUGAUGUCGCAGAUUCAUGCCGAUCAUCCUGUAAUGGUCAUAUUUAUAAUAUAAGGCAUCUUGAUAUGGUGCAUUCGAGGCAACUAUUCAACAGAAGACUGUUCGAUUCCAAUGAAGAUUGCCCUUCACACCUUAAAAAGGUUUCUGGGGAAAUUUUGGAAAAAUGUGUUGGUUUACCUUUGGCAAUCAUUUCUAUAUCUGGUCUGUUGGCUACCACGGAAAGAACAGAGCAUCGGUGGAAUCAAGUGAAAGAUUCAAUUGGUCGCGCACUUGAAAGGAAUCCUAGCGUCGAAGGAAUGAUAAAGAUAUUGUCACUUAGUUACUUUGAUCUGCCUCCUCGUCUUAAAACUUGUCUCUUGUAUGUGAGUAUUUUUCCUGAAGAUUCUAUAAUUGAGAAGAAAGCUCUUAUAUGGAGAUGGAUUGCUGAAGGAAUCAUUCAUAAAGAUGACAUAUAUACAUCAUACCAGUUAGGGGAGAGGUGUUUCAAUGAGCUCGUCAAUAGGUGUUUGAUCCAAGUUACAUGGACAGACGAAUAUGGUAAGGUGGAGAAUUGUCGAGUUCACGACAUAAUUCUUGAUUUCAUCAUAUCCAAGGCCAUUGAAGAGAACUUCGUUACUUUUGUUGGUGUCCCUUAUAUAACUAUUGGGGCGCAACGAAAAGUUCGUCGUCUCUCUCUCCAAGUUGAUGAGAAAGAAAAAUCUAUAUCAAAGAAAGGUCUGGUGUUGUCUCAUGUCCGCUCAGUAAAUGCAUUUGGGUGUACCGUGGAAAUUCCUUCUCUUGAUGAGUUCAGAUAUUUGCGUGUUUUGGACUUUGAGCUUUGCCGCCAAGUGGAAAACAACCAUCUUGCAAAUAUAGGGAGCUUGUUUCAGUUGAGGCACCUGAACCUGAGUUGGACGGAAGUAAGUGAGCUCCCGGAAGAAAUCGGCCGUCUACAUUGCUUAGAGAUGCUGGACAUAAGAGGCACCAAAGUACAUGAAUUACCAGCAACUAUUGUUAAUCUUAAGAAAUUGGUGGAUCUGCUUGUUGAUACUAGAGUUAAGUUUCCUAAUGGAAUUGCAAAGAUGCAAGCAAUGGAGAUGUUGGAACAGGUGGGUGUCUUCAGGCAGCAGUUUAACUUCCUGCAAGAACUUGGGCAGCUACAGAAUAUGAGGAAACUGGUCCUCGAUUUUGAAGGAGAUCCUGUCACUGUAGAUGGAAUGGGAAAGGACGAGUGCAAUGAAGCUAUUGCCUAUUCUCUUCGCAAUCUAGAGGACUUUAUUUCUCUAACUGUUCAUGGUGGAAGCUUCUUACAACAGGGACCUGGGUGCCCUGUUCCGCAUAGCAUCCAGGAACUCUUCAUGACCAAGUCCUCACCUCUACCACGGGUUCCGGUAUGGGUGAGCUCCCUCGUAAACCUGCAGCAGCUGCACCUUCAAGUAAAAGAGUUCGAGCAGGAAGAUCUGUGCAUCCUUGGAAGCUUACCCGCCCUGCUCAUUCUGGAACUGAUAACAGGAGAUGUAAUGAGAAAUAGAAAGCUCACAGUAAGCGCUGAAGCUGGCUUCCGAUGCUUGAGGAAGUUCUCUUUUGGAAUAUUUAACUGGAUGAUGUUUGAAGCGGGAUCCAUGCCUAAGCUACAAAAACUUGAACUCAGAAUUUGGUUAUGCAAUCGGUUCGACAUGAUUGUUGCCGCUCGCACUGCCAGUGGUGGUGCUUUUGAUUUCGGAAUUGGAAACCUUCCAUGCCUCAUCACAGUCAAAUAUGCAGCACGUGGCUGCAAUGUUUGCAUGGCAGCUGCAAAGGCCGCUGUAGAGAGAGCUGCUGGCAGAUAUCCCAAUCGCCCUACUCUACUCUUUCAAAAACUGGAUGCAACCUACACCCUCACUGACUGUCAAUUGUGGAGGGUUGAUUGUGAAGGAUGGGGAAGAUAUUAUAAGAGUAUGUACAAUGAGGUACCGUUAGCAGGCUGUAAGAAGUAAAGUAAUAUUUCUAUACUUAGUUGGAGGAGAGAGGAUAGGAGAAAGAGUGUAAGCGGGCAGAGCCAGCUGCAGCACGUGCUCCUAGUCACUAUGUGAGAGUGGAAGGUAUGCCAUGUAUUAACAAGUAGCACAUACUUAGAGCAUCUCCAAUAGACGGUCCAAAUGUAAAAAUACCUAACUUUUGGACCGUCUGGGGCAAAAAACGCUGCUCCAACAAACGGUCCAUUUGUAAAAAAAUUGGACCGCGGCCUCCUCGUGAUGUAAAAUACAACACCUCGUGGUGCAAAUUUACAUCACGAGAUGCAUCUGGUCCAAAUUCGGCGACCGCCCGCCAACGCCCAACCGCCACUUCAUUUCAUUUCACAGUCGCGCCUGUCCGCCCGCCCGAACACCAGUCGGCCGGAAUCCGCCGCCGCCACCGCCCAAAUCCCCGCUGUCGUCGCCGCCACCGCCCCAAAUCGCCGCGCCGCCCUCCGCCGCCAUCGCCCCCAUCGCCUCCCUCGCCGGAAGCCGUCUCGCAGCCGCCCGGGCGCCGCCGAAUUGGGAGGCAGCCGCGGUGGGAUUCGGCGCCUCCGGCGGUCCGGCUGCCCAUGUAGGCCUCCGCCGGGUCCUUAGGCCGC